UCAGUAAAUGGACACAUGAUUGCGAUAGAAUUCUGCUGAAAUCUGUAAAUAAUAUAUUCAUCACUGUUUUUAAAUAGCCAAAUCCCACAAUGUGAACUGCAAAACAAUGUGAUGCAACUACGUGUGAGCUCUAACUCAGACAUUAAUAAUAUGUGAUAUGUGAUUUCUGUUCAUUCUUCUCUGCAUCUCAUCCGUCUUUCAAAUCGUAUAAUUGCAUGCUGCAGCAUUGAAAGUGAGCUGGGAAUAACAUCUAUUGCAUUAUUUCUACAACAUUUUUUGUGUGAUAUCGGCUGUUUUAUACACAUUUAAAACCAAGGAGUCAGUUAUUUCAAGCCCGUAUAGUUUGUCUUCUACCUUCAUGUUAAUAGUUGCCUCCACGGUGUCAACAGACGGAAGGACGCGUUAUGUAAACAGUUUUAUCUUGAUGGGAAAGUCAGGGCUGCAUCUCCGCCCCGGAUCAUCAUACCUGCACCCUCAGGUGUUCACACCGACCAACGAAGUCUGAAUUAAGAAGUUCCCACUUCUCAAACGAUCCCAAUAACGACCCGUGUUCAUAUGUGGCGGGAUUGAAAAGGAAACUUGCUGACGAGUCGAGAUGACAGUGAGGAGACUGGCGGGUGAAAUGUCUUACCACAACGAGGAGUUAAGGGAGCACGUGCCGUAUGUCCCUGCACCUGCUCUCCAUGGCUUCUCCAUGGACAACGGCGGUGCACGCUACAAGGAUCCGCUUCGACUUGGGCUGCCCAUCCACAUAGACGCUGCGUACCUCGACCCCGUGCACGGCCACAGGUCACCCUACAGACGACUGUCGUGUUUCCCCUUUCACAUCCCGUUUGAUGUGUGUGAUUAUUCCUUUGAGCCUGCAUUCAUCCGGAAAAGGAACGAAAGGGAGCGACACCGAGUGCGCUGCGUGAACGAAGGUUACGCGCGGCUCAGAGAGCGUCUCCCGCGGGAGUUUGAAGACAAACGGCUCAGCAAAGCGGAGACCCUGCGGGCGGCUAUCGACUAUAUCAAACACCUGCAGAAACUGCUGGACUUAAACGCGUCCGUGAUGGAGACGCCACUUGGAGACGCGCGUAUCAGUGCGCCGCUUCCACAGAGGACAGAGAGCGGGGAUGGACAAUCCCAAACUGGCCUCAACAACAGUGGGGAAAUAGUUUACUCGCUCUAACUCUCUUGCUGUCCGUGAUAUGUUGUGCAUAAAUUCCAUUUUAAAGAAAGUAAAGCGUGGUUAAUUGA
Molecule: messenger RNA, 1239 nt
Organism: Gasterosteus aculeatus aculeatus (three-spined stickleback)
Lineage: Eukaryota; Metazoa; Chordata; Actinopteri; Perciformes; Gasterosteidae
Product: achaete-scute homolog 4
Biological process (GO): developmental process; regulation of transcription by RNA polymerase II
Molecular function (GO): RNA polymerase II transcription regulatory region sequence-specific DNA binding; protein dimerization activity; DNA-binding transcription factor activity, RNA polymerase II-specific
Source: RefSeq, a predicted model, not a curated record